This is a messenger RNA of Colletotrichum spaethianum, 1005 nucleotides long. Its product is annotated as transcription factor MYB3R-3. Lineage: Eukaryota; Fungi; Ascomycota; Sordariomycetes; Glomerellales; Glomerellaceae. Bases 1 to 1005 code for a protein of 334 amino acids. The record is from RefSeq and is a predicted model, not a curated record. The transcript is spliced from 3 exons.
AUGGAGGAGGCAUCAUCGAGUUCUCAAUCUCCCCAGGGCUCGAGAGAGUGGACCGUCGAAAACAAUCAGCAGCGGAUACUGGACAAACUCUCGAGCAUCUUAAAGGAUCUGGAGAGAACUCUGGAGAGUAUUGCUACGGUAUGGGAUGGGCAGGAUAUGCAGAAUUAUCCCAUCGGCCAAGUUUUUGGAAUCUUCAGGAAGCUACUCACUGAUUUCGAACUACCACCCUCCCAAAAAGCACGGAGUGGAAGCGGCACCGCCGUCCUGGUAGGGCAUCUGCGCACAAAAACGACAUUGAUGGUUGUGCAAUGCUACAUACUCUGCGUCAACAUCAUGAGCACCGUUGCCGAGAAGCUUUGGCAAGCCGUAUCCUCCCUGCAACUGGCCUUACAGCCCGCCGGCCCGUCAUCGUCAAUGCAGAACGGCCAAGGGCACGAGCUACAGUCAGGUCCGUUUACGCAACCAUCAACCUCGGGCAGAGACGUCGAGCUUGAGACUGCAACGCGAUCAAUUGUGAGCACCGGCUUGGGCCCCAGCAGCAGUGACAGUAGCAACAAUGGCUCCAGUAGCGUCGACGAGGAUUUCCAAAUAGGCGAGUCGGCCCCCCAGCUCGACCCUUUGGCGCACGCCCUGUCCUCUGCCUGUGCGACGUUGCGGACGGGUGUUAGGUUGUUGCGGGAGAUCGAGUUGGUGAUUGGGCUGCCGCAGGAGCAUGGCGUUGCUGCGAAGGGGUUGCCGAUCGGAGGCUUGCCCUAUGACACCAAAGCUCGGUGCGCUUCGGGUCAUGCCGCUGGCUCGCCGGGCCCCUCCAUGUACAUUGAUUUAUCGUGCGUGGCUCGGCUGGUCGUGGUGCUGUGGGAUGAGCAAGGGGCUGCGACGCGAUUCGGGUCUAAUCCGGCCGGUCACGGAGUCGGUUCUGAGAAGACGUUGACGCUGCUGCGACGUUGCUAUGUAGACAUUGUUCGCCUUUACAAGCACCAUUUGUCAUAUUAUGAGAUUGGAUAG